Molecule: messenger RNA, 1318 nt
Organism: Cladocopium goreaui
Lineage: Eukaryota; Dinophyceae; Suessiales; Symbiodiniaceae
Source: the annotation of a GenBank genome assembly
CAAGGGCAUGUUGACCACUUUCAUGGUGUGACUGGUUCAAUACAUUUCAAUACCGGCAGCUCAAUCCUGGUGAUGUCCAAUAUGGGGCUGCGCCUCAAAGUGGUGGAUGAAGCGGAACAGAGACGGUUCUUGAUGCCGGUCCCAAGAAGUUUGGUGCUAGUUGCCGACCUGGCGAAACAUGUUCACAGGCGCAGCGAAAGCGAGUGACCAGUCUCCAAACAAUGUUUUGAACUUUCUGGUGGCCAGUUUAUUUUCCAGGAUUCUAGGACCAUCUAGGACCAUCCCGAACCCCUACCUGAAUCUAGUGGAAUCUAUGGAUUGAAAGGAUGGGCAAGAUGGUCCUGAAGGUCAACGGGUUUGCACUCUUGCCUACACAACGCAUUGUGGACGUUUUGCGUGAUGGAGAUGAAGUGACCGUUUCGCGUAACUGUGACAAGCCUGCGGCAACACUACAGCCAGACGCGAGAGAUCUUGCCAGCACAUCUCCUUCCAAAGCACCCAGGAGAAAGUCCCCGGCAUCAAAGGGAGACAUGGAUUCAAGCACACCAGCUGUCACGAUGACUUCUUUCCAAGCGGCCAUGGAGGCCAAAGAAGUGGUUGCAAGAGGAAAGCCUCCAUCCACCACGCCGCUUUGGCCUGCACCAAUUGCUUCCGAUUUGGCAAGAGCCAAGCAGCGUGAGCAAAGCUACCAACUUCAGCAGCAUGGCGACACACAGUCGCUCAGACACCCAGUUUUAGGUGAACUGGAGGUUCCAAAAGGACAGCAGCCAGAAGACUUCGUCAAUCGCAAGUUGAAGACCCUCCGCAAGGCAAUCCGAAAGCAGGUGGAGUACUAUUUCAGUGAUCUGAACUGGUCGAAGGAUGAGUACCUCCGUUCUCUCGCAGAUUCUGACGGCUUUGUGGCCAUCCCAAAUAUCAUGGACUUCAAACUCCUAAAGCAGAUCUGCUGCGAUUUUGAAACUAUCCGAGACAGUUUGCAGACUUCUGAAGAUCUUCAGCUCUCAGCCUGCGGCAACCGCUUGCGCAAGGCAGGCGCAAGCCUGCGCUGACCCUUUCAAAUAGUGGAAUGCGCAGAUUAGCGAAAUGCGCAAAUCAUUGAAACAAGGGCAACUUGAAACAUACUGGGUGGCCAAGUGUGAAGACCGUUGUGGAGCACAGGCUGUGGGUUGCAUUGAAGCCUUUCUUUCUGCAUUGCGUGGGUAAGCUUCUUGGACUCAGAGGAGUUCUCAUUGCUUUGCACCGUCUUGAAAGCAGCAGCAGGAGAGACAGAAACAACAUCCGCCGAGUUGCAUUUCGUGAGUUGACUGGUGCAGUAGGG